Molecule: messenger RNA, 3617 nt
Organism: Oncorhynchus kisutch (coho salmon)
Lineage: Eukaryota; Metazoa; Chordata; Actinopteri; Salmoniformes; Salmonidae
Product: cysteine-rich and transmembrane domain-containing protein 1
Exons: 3
Coding region: 314-733 (139 amino acids)
Cellular component (GO): extracellular exosome
Source: RefSeq, a predicted model, not a curated record
UCGCUCUGAUUGGUCCGUGUAAACAACGAUAGUUCACCACAGCCAACCAGUGAAACGCGGUUAAUGUCGUUUCGAACAUGGUUUUUCUACGCAAACCCCUCGCGCCACCAUCGGGGUGACGUCACGGUUCCCACACAACAGAGAGAUGCGCACUGAGUUAUAAGACGAGACGGUUGUUCAGUGCGGUAAAAAAAAAUUGAAGAAAAGCAAUAAGCAAUAAAGAUCCUGCCGAAUAGGUUUUUUGUAAAGAGGAGUUGGACUUUCUGUUGAAAAGGCAUAUAAUUUCUCAUAAGUUGUCUCUGUUGUAUAGCAGAUGAAUUUUGAGCAGCCUCCUCCGUACCAGGCCCCUGGUUACCCCCAGCAGGGUUACCCCCAGCAGGGUUACCCCCAGCAGGGAUACCCCCAGCAGGGAUACCCUCCCCAGGGUUACCCUGUAAACAUGGAGCAACCUGGAGGAUUCCCUCCUCAAAACCCAGGCUACCCUGCUGGCCCCGGGGGACCGCCUGGACCCUACCCCGGCCAGGGACAAGCAGGCCCCUACCAGGAGGGCUACCCUGGACAGCCCCAGUUUGGAUGGCAAGGAGGACCACCCCCAGGACCCAUGUAUGGAGAGGCACCUAAAAACACAGUGUACGUGGUGGAGGAGAGAAGGAGAGAUGAUUCAGGAGACACGUGUCUGACUGCCUGUUGGACGGCUCUCUGCUGCUGCUGCUUGUGGGACAUGCUCACAUAACCUCUGACCCCUGACAUUUACCCUUAUCUGCUUUGACCCUUACCCUUUACCUCCUAACCCUUAACCCAUAGUUCCUCUCAUCUGUAAUAGAAGUACUGGGAGAAAUAGAACACUAUGAGUAUCUGGGAAACCAGGCCUAAUAUUUAUAGCGGACUUUGAAAAGCCCUUUGAUAAAGUACAACCAGAAUUUAUAUGUAAAUGCCUGGACCAUUUUAAAUUUGGAGAGUCUCUUAUAAGAUGGCUUAAAGUUAUGUAUAGUAACCCCAGGUGUAAAAUAGUAAAUAAUGGCUACAUCUCGGGAAGUAUUAAACUGUCAAGAGGAGUAAAACAAGGUUGUCCACUAUCGCCAUAUCUAUUUAUUAUGGCCAUCAAAAUGUUAUCUGUUCAAAUCAGAUCCAACAAUAACAUCAAGGGGCUAGAAACACAGGGCUUAAAAACAAAGGUGUCGUUGCACGCUGAUCAUUCAUGUUUUCUUUUAAAUACGCAAUUUGGAUCCCUGCACAGCCUCCUAGAGAUGUAGAACCUUUUUCUAACCUCUGGAUUAAAACCAGAAUGAUGAUAAAUGCACCAUAUUACUAUUAGUAUUGGAUCACUAAAAAAGACAACUUUUACAUUACCGUGUAGUUUACCAAUAAAAUGGUCUGACGAUGAUGUAGUGGACAUACUUGGUAUACAUAUCCCAAAAGAAAGAAAUUAUCUCGAUACAAUAUAUAUUUAUAGAAAGUUAGCCAAAUUAGAUAUCAUUUUGCUACCAUGGAAAGGACGACAUCUGUUUAUUUGUGGAAAAAUUACCCUGAUUGAAUUUUUUUGUCAUAUCCCAGUUUACCUAUUUACUUCCUUAUGGCCCUGCCUACACCUAACAACUUGUUUAUUCAAUUAUAUGAGCAAAAACAUUCCAACUUAUUUUGAAUGGCAAGCCGGAGAAAAUUCUCUAGCAGAUAAAAAAAAAGGUUUAAAAAUGUUAUAAUCUUCGUAAAUGAUAUCAUAAAUAGGACUGGUGGAAUUAUGUCACACAUGCAGUUAACAAAAAAAUAUGGAAAUAUCUGCUCUACUCAAAAUUAAAACCAACUGAUUGCAGCAUUGUGGAAAGGGGAGGUAAGGAACGUGACUGUCGGCCCUGCAUUAAAGACCAAAAUUGGUUAAAGAAAAUUGUGAUAAAUAAAAAGUACAACAGUUUCAUUUAAGGACCAAAAAAAUGACAGCUGCACCAUAAAGGAUGAUAAAUAGUUGGGAGAUGUUCAAUGUACUGAUUCCAUGAUACCUGGUUUAUGAACUGAUACACAAAAUGACGCCGGAUUCUAAACAUAAGAGUUUUUCAAUUUAAAUUAUUAUCCACAAUUCUUGCAACCAACAUAAUGUCAUAUAUAUGGGGGAUACAACCAUCCCAGCUCUGCAGAUUUUGCUGUGAAGAGACAGAGGCAUUAGAUCACUUGUUUUGGUACUGUCCUGAUGUAGCUUGUUUUUGGUCGGAGGUUCAGGAAUGGCAAAAAAGAUUGCAACAUUUACCUGGAGCUAACUGCAAAUAGCACUGCUGGGUGAUUUGAAAAGUCAUAGUCAAUUGAUCAAUAAUGUAAUAAUACUCUUAAAUGUAAUUUACAAUCUGUAGGAACUAAGAAUAUAAAGUUUCAGAGCUUUUGUGAAACAUCACAGCACAGUGGAAAUCUAUAUAUAGAUGGGAGGGGUUGAGUGUAGCUGAAGGCUGGGAUGCUAAUGUAAAAUAUAUUGUCCAUAAAUUGUAGAUAGUAUGUAUAGGCAGGAAGUAGAAGCUUAAGUAUCGUUGUCCAUUAGUUUACUUCAAUUAGGGGAGUUGUGGUAGGGUUAGGGGAAAAUAAGAAAGUUAUUAAAAAAGUCCCUCAUUUUAUCUGAACCUCUAACCCCUAAGGUUUAACCCCUAACCCUGACCUAUCUGUUACACUGUCCCUCCAUCUGGCCUUACUUCCUGUUAGUCCACCGCAUUCCUCUCUCUCCCCCUAACUAUCAGCCUUACCCCUUACACUCCUGCUUUCCUUCCAAACGUCCAGCCUGAACCCCUGUACCUCCUGAACAAUGGUAGCAUUAUAUUGAUAACCUCUAUGUAUCUAUCCUUGUGCUCCUACACCUGACCUAACCCCUCUGUAGCAGUUUAGCUACAAUACCUUCCCUAAAUCUCAGGCACUGUACUGUAGAUAUUGCUUCUUGUGGAACACAAAUUCAUUCUCAAACACCACACACACAAUAUGCACUCAUAUCUCAGGCGUUCUACUGUAGAUGACACACAUAUACACGAACGAACACACACACACACACCAUGCACUCACUCUCUCUCUCUCUCUCUCUCUCCUGGGCACUUUAACAUCUUACCUCUGUAAGGUACUUCUCCUGCCUCCCUCCAUCCUCCCAAACAAACCUCUAGUCAUACCACCCCAUAUUCCCUAAACCCUAUACCACCCUAACAAAUGACUCUCUACACCGUAUCUGUCAUGGCUACCUAGACCAUUGGAUGCCAGUAAGCUACAGUGGCCCUUGCCAACCCCCUGCCCCCGCUGUACCAUGCUGAAGCUUGAACUGUCCUCUCCGUUAUGUUUGCACAACAGCUACUGUGGUUUCCUGUUUGUUUUAGGAUGAAUCCUAUGAGCUGGCAUCGAAUGCAUUUUUUAAAAGACGAUGACAAUGAACAUUUUAAUGUUUGAGUACAUGUACUAUUGUUCAAUGCUUGCAACGUUUUUCCCUGUUUAAUUUCUAGAUUCUGGAUGAAUAUGAUUUGAUCGCUAUGUUAUUUUUAAUAUUCUCAUUCCUUGAAGGAGAGAACAUGAAACAUAAAAAAAGUGAAUGUUUGUUACAUAGAUGCCUUUGCCUGACAUGAGAAUCUUGCGUUAAGAAUAAAUUAUUCCCCAAAAAGAGUCAA